AUGACUACACCUGGUUUUGUCUCGAAAGAGCGACUGCUCGAGAUUGGAGAGGACUUUGCAGCCACCGUCAACGGACGUAUCUUCCCGGUAUUUGUUGAGACUAUCCUGUAUACACUUUAUUCAGUACUCAUCGUUAUUCAUUUCAUCAAGCACAGGAAUAAUCCCCGUCAUGCGCCAGGCAUCUUUGCUCUCUCCGUAUGGCUAUACCUGCUAUGCACUGCCUGCUGGGCCUUAGACUUCUCCAUGAUGUGCACUGACCUAUACCGGUAUCUUCCUGAAACCCUUUCCUCUGACGCCACGAUGGCAUCCGAUAACGAAGAAGUCGUGAACCUCAACUCAACUCGCAUCUUCGUCCAUGAUAUUUUUGCGGGAACCGUCUUCGUAUUCUGCGACGUGAUCGCAUUGUGGAGGGCGUAUGUGAUAUACGGAAGACCUAGGUGGUUGGCAAUCUGUUCUACAUGUUUGUUCUCCCUAUCCUUGGUUCUGUACGCUCUGGUUGGUAUAUUCGACAUUACACAGAACCUAAGAGACGCUCCCGCCUUCGUGCUAGACGUGCAUUCCACAGUCAUAGCAGCCCUAGCCUUUUCAGCACUUUCGACGACCAUGGUCGCGCAUUGCGCUAGCACUGCACUGAUUGCACGGAAAGCAUGGGUACAUCGCCGGAGGCUACGGUGCCUCAUCAAUGCCCGUGUGGGCAACUCCAAAGACUACAAGCCAAUGAUCGUACUUUCUACGGUCAUAGAGUCAGCAUCUACGGCAAUAAAUGAGGACUAUUUUGGAUGGUCCAGGUCUCGGGCAUGUACCCCACUCUGA
This is a messenger RNA of Peniophora sp. CBMAI 1063, 813 nucleotides long. Lineage: Eukaryota; Fungi; Basidiomycota; Agaricomycetes; Russulales; Peniophoraceae. The record is from the annotation of a GenBank genome assembly.